GCCUCGUUGCCGGAACUUUGCGUGCUGGUCCCGCCCAGCCGCUCUUCCCAGGACACUGGCGUCUGUGGGCCAGUGUAGCUGUCCCUACGAAGUCUGGUACGACCCCUAAAUUUAGCUCUGAAGGUCUGUGGGCAGCCUGAGUGCGGAGGAGCGGCCUGAACACUCCACCUCCCGCUGGAAACGUUUUUCCGUAAAGCAACAUGGCGGCGCCCGUGAACUCUUAGAGAAGGAGAAAGCUUUUUUUCUGUGUACUGAAAGGGACGUUUUUCAUGAUCACUAUUUAGAUGGGUGCUGUUUUCAUGAGGAGAGUCUGGGAAGGCAGCGUCCGCUUUUCUGACAAGGGAAGCGGUGAGCACACUUUGUUCUUUUAAGGAUUCAAUGACUCCUGAGUUGGAAGAUGUGGACCUAGUUAGACCCAAGGAACAAAGCAAGAAGUCAUGUGGGACCCAGGAAGACAGGAGGACCCAUUGGAAUUCCAGAAACAAGAUCAGGUUUUAACCCCCUUUGGCCAAGUUGGCUGAAAAUGUUGAAUUAUCAACUCUGAAAUGAAAAAGAAAGUUUAUAUUAAAACAUUGCAAUUUUCUUAGAACUUCUGUAUAUAUUAACAUUUUGUGAAUGCUAAAUUCUCUUCAGUGUGCCUGUCUGGUUUACAUACUCGUGCAUCAAAUCUAUCUGUGUGUAUGAAGUAUAUGUUUAUUGAAAUAUAAGACAUUUAAGAAGCUGAUCUGGAAAGUUGGAUUUUACUUCUAGUUCCUAAUUACCAGGGUUUUUUUUGAAGGAAGGGAAUGUCUGUGGUACACCAGUUGUCAGCUGGGUGGUUACUGGAUCAUCUUUCUUUUAUCAACAAGAUAAACUAUCGACUUCACCAGCAUCACGAACCUUGUUGCAGUAAAAAUGAGUUCACUACUUCUGUCUACUUUGAUUCUCUUCAAGUGGAUUCUGUGUCCUCCUCUGGAGCGUGUGCUACAUUUAUUGCUUCGGACUGUACCACUAAGCCAGAGAAUGAUGAUGGAGGAUAUUAUGAAAUGUUCACACAAAAAUUUGUUUUUCGACCUGAAUUGUUUGAUGUCACCAAACCUUAUAUAACUUCAGCUGUUCACAAAGAAUGCCAGCAAAGUAACGAAAAGGAAGAUCUGAUGAAUGGUGUUGAAAAAGAAAUCUCCAUUUCUAUCAUUGAGAAGAAGCGUAAAAGAUCUGCUGUUUUCAAUCAAGGUGAAUUAGAUGCUAUGGAAUACCAUAGAAAGAUGAGGAAGCUGAUUUUGGAUGGAUCUCUACAGUUAAUCCAAGAAGGUCUCAAAAGUGGUUUUCUUAAUCCACUUUUUGAAAAACAGGACAAGUGUAGUAAGCCCAUUAUUUUACGACUUGACACCUGCAAUUUGUCAGAAUUAUGUGAAAUGGCAAAGCAUUUGCCUUCUCUGAAUGAAAUGGAACAUCAGACAUUGCAAUUGUUGGAAGAGGGUACAUCCGUUACUGAACAAGAUUUAUUUUUACGAGUUGUUGAAAACAACUCUAGCUUUACAAAAGUGAUUACUUUAAUGGGACAGAAAUACCUGCUGCCACCGAAAAGCAGUUUUCUUUUAUCUGACAUUUCUUGUAUGCAACCACUUCUGAACUAUAGGAAAACAUUUGAUGUAAUUGUGAUAGAUCCACCUUGGCAGAACAAAUCAGUUAAAAGAAGUAAUAGGUACAGUUAUUUGUCACCUCUGCAAAUAAAACAAAUACCAAUCCCUAAAUUGGCUGCUCCAAACUGUCUUGUUGUUACUUGGGUGACCAAUAGACAGAAGCAUCUACGUUUUAUAAAGGAAGAACUUUAUCCCUCUUGGUCUGUGGAGAUAGUUGCUGAAUGGCACUGGGUGAAAAUAACCAGUUCAGGAGAGUUUGUGUUCCCAUUAGAUUCUCCACACAAAAAGCCUUAUGAAGGUCUCAUACUGGGGAGAGUUCAAGAAAAAACUGCUCUACCAUUGAGGAAUGCAGAUGGAAAUGUGAUCCCUAUUCCAGACCACAAACUAAUUGUCAGCGUGCCCUGUACUCUUCACUCACAUAAGCCACCGCUUGCUGAGGUUUUAAAAGACUACAUCAAGCCAGAUGGGGAAUAUUUGGAAUUGUUUGCUCGAAAUUUACAGCCAGGUUGGACUAGUUGGGGCAAUGAAGUUCUCAAAUUUCAGCAUAUGGAUUACUUUAUUGCUCUGGAGUCUGGAAGCUGACUAUGAUCUUGUUUAAGGAAUUGGUUUCUUCAUCGUUUCCUCACCACUUUUCCAUUAUUCUAACCCAUUUUUUAUUUUGUUACCAAGCCAUAUGCUUAGAAUAUAAAUAGGACUUGGUUUUUCAGUAAGGGACCAGAAAUGACUAGCCUUUACGUAAUUUUGAGGUGGAUUUUACUUGAGUUGCACUAAUCUUCUACGUUAUUCUAGAUUAUACAAAUUAAGUGGUAAGCAGUUAUAAAGAUGGCAAGACCAUGCUAUUGAAAAAGUUCAGAAAACAUACACCGUGGACCAGAGAUCAUAACUGUAUCUGUGGAUGUGUUUUGUGUGGCCUGUAUGGUAUUGUAAAAUACAUUUAGAACCAUCAUUCUAAAAAAUGGGAAUAUUUCACAUAAAAGUCCAGAUUGCUGCUUCUUUGUAAACAUCAGAGGCUCUGGCUACACUGAGGCCUCUGUUUUUUCCUGACAUUAGUCUGCAGGACCUAGUGGUGGUGGCUGACUUGGGAAGAGCCUUGUGCUCUCCACUUUACCACUGUACCACUGCCGCCAUGCUGCUCCCUUAUAUCAUCCACUUGGCCCUUGUAUGACCUGAAUUUGCAAACUCUGCUGUACUAUUAACAUUCUGGAAAAAAUAUUCAAAGACCUGCCAAGUACUGCAUUUGUAUACUGAGUUUCUACACCAUUUCCGUAGGGGUUUAAAUUGCAUUCAAGAUCACCUUCCAAGCAUUUUCUCUUCUAGGAGAAAAUGAAAAGAUAUUCUUUAUAAUAAACAUGUCAGCAAAAACUGUGAUUGUGAAAAAAAUAUUAUUUACAGAUUUCCUACAAAUAAUGUCUACCAAGUAAAAUAAUUUGACUGAAAUAAUUCUUUGAAAUGCAUAUUGAUUUGUUAUGUAUUAACUUUUUAGAUAUGGAGGUAUAAUUUUCACAAAAUAAAGUUCUCCAAUUUUCAGUGUCGAAUUCAGUGAUUUUGAAAACAUACAUACAGCUGUCUGUCUGCCACAGUGAUCAUGACACAGAACACUUUCUUCACCUCAAAAACUUCUCAUUUGUCCUUUUGCAGUCAAUCCCCUCCUCCUAUCCUUGGCCCCUGGCAAACAGUGGUUUGCUUUCUAUCAUUAGUUCUGCUGUUUGAGAACUUCAUAUAAAUGGAAUCAUGCAAUGUUUAAUCUAUUGUGCCUGGCGUCUUUCACUUAGUAUUUUGAGAAAAGCAUUUAUACUAUUUACAGAUUGUCGACAAAUAUUUAUCCACUAAGUAAAAUGUUAGGCUGAAAUGAUUCUUUGACAAGCUUGCCAAUUUACUGAUUUUGUCAAGGAAAAAUAUGUUAUUUUUGAAGUUUGUUCAUCCUUUGAGUGCAUGAGUAUAGUAUCAGAGGCUUAAUUUUGUGUUUAUGGAUCUAUUCUAACUUAUUUAAAACGAAAGAGGUAUUAAACUUGAAGCAACUUC
Sapajus apella (tufted capuchin) is the source of this 3644-nucleotide messenger RNA. RefSeq names its product methyltransferase like 4 (gene METTL4). Gene Ontology annotation, cellular component: cytosol; nucleus; RNA N6-methyladenosine methyltransferase complex. The transcript has 9 exons. Lineage: Eukaryota; Metazoa; Chordata; Mammalia; Primates; Cebidae. Gene Ontology annotation, molecular function: site-specific DNA-methyltransferase (adenine-specific) activity; nucleic acid binding; RNA methyltransferase activity. The coding region runs from base 786 to 2204 and encodes 472 amino acids. The record is from RefSeq and is a predicted model, not a curated record.